AUGGCUAAAAAUCCAACUACUUCAACGCCCAUAUCGUCUUCAUCCAAGACACCCAGGUAUCCCGAUGAAUAUAGAGCUAAAAAUCAUCAGCUUCAAAUGUUCAAGACGGUAAUGGAUGAGUGUGGCGCUAUGUGCUUUAUGUAUAAAAAUCACCCGGUUCGUAACGUGGUUGAUGUGGGCUGCGGCGACGGUAAAGUGACCAGCGUUUUCUGGGACAAGUAUUUGAGUGUGAAAAUUCCACCACCUGACUCUAUCGUGGCAUUAGACCUUAAUCCAAGUUUCAUCAAAAACGCCAAUGAGAAAUACGGGAAUCGAAUAAGAUUCGAUGUGUGUGAUAUUACGGACGAAGAGAAGGUCGCGGCUCUCUAUUCCGGUGAGAAAUUCGAUGUGGUCACCUCUUUCAUGGCACUGCGCUGGACAAACUUUCCGAAAGCACUGCGUAUUAUAUCAGAUUGUCUCCUGAAAGAAAACGGCAAGUUUGUUAUGACUGUGAGUGCGGCUCAAUCGUGCAAAUACAUGCUGCAUGUUACGGCUAUUAUGGCAAAGAAGUACCCCGAAUGGGCUCAGUAUAUCAACGACUUUGAAAGAAUCAAAGCUUCUAACUACGGACUUGGUGUAACAAUCGAGGAGGAAAUACCCAACACAAUGAUGGACAUGCGACCAACCUUCGAAGAAUGCGGUCUCGGUGAUGAUGUCAUCGAAUACCCUAUGGUUACAUGUGAAUACAGCAACAGUGAUGAAAUGCGAGAUGUGAUGAAAAAUCUACUCUCUGAAGUCGGUAUCAUGCCCGAGAACAAGGUAGACCAAUACAUGGCCGAUUAUAUCAAGGAGUAUUUGAAAGUGUACGGUAGUGCUAGGGCACAGUUUCCCAUUCUGUACGCCCAACUGUACAAGAAAAACAAGGAUAGCACCUGA
Lineus longissimus is the source of this 915-nucleotide messenger RNA. RefSeq lists its product as uncharacterized. The record is from RefSeq and is a predicted model, not a curated record. The coding region runs from base 1 to 915 and encodes 304 amino acids. The transcript has a single exon. NCBI's taxonomy places the organism in Eukaryota, Metazoa, Nemertea, Pilidiophora, Heteronemertea, Lineidae.